AUGGGAGAUAAUAUGGACGCAGAUGCACAAACUGCCACCGAUAUGAAUACAAAUAAUCAUUCGGAUGUGUACGAGAAGUCAGACCGACGUUCAGAGGAGCAUGAGGCACAUCGUACACGAGAUGCAGAACAAGGAUAUGCACAGUUACCGCAAGAAGUCCUUAUAGCAAUAUUCCAAUACUUAGAUCCAGUCGGUCUGGUUCGUGCCAGUCAUGUGUGCAGUACUUGGCGACAACAUGCAUGCUCAGAAGAGAUGUGGAGACGCAUUGCGCAUGCUAGGGGUUACAAUCUAAAGCAGGGAUGCUCGGGCGCUUGUCCUAGGUCUGAUGUGAAUACAAAGCCAGUGAGCAGGAGACCGUUCGAAGGAGCAUGUGAGUGCACCAGUUGGCGUAGGGUGGGUAUAACGUGUACUUUGGGGUUUCUAAAUAGUCCCAUUCAAGUAGUUAUCGUAGCGACUGCGAAUGAUAUACACAGGGCAGCAUGUGCUGCUAGUGUGGUCGAAAAUAUGGCUACACUUAACGGAUUCGACAAACUGCCGGCAACGACGCCUGAGGAAUUCAUAGAGCGAGGUCGAUCUGAAGACAAAUCCCCCCUCCUGGUUGUGUACGUGAUAUAUCUGUCUGACGGAGCGGCCUCCACUACCGCAUUUCAAAAGUUAAUUAACAUGGUCGAGUCUGAGCUAGAAGGAGCAGAUGGCAGCCCUACAUUGUUUCAAGGUCAACAUUACGGGGUUUACAUCAAACAUCGAGAAAGCCCGUCUAUCGAAGCGGAUGUGUCUCGGCUGAAGAAUGCGCUGAGGCUAUGUGGCGCAACUUGUAUGUCGUCGCAUACGGACAGUGACCACGACGAUCUGAGUGAGCGGACCGACUGCAGAUUGGUGGGUACGGAUUUUAGGAGCUGGAAUCGAAAAUUGUGGCGACUCUGUGAAAAGAAACGGGGUUGGCCCACAAGGAGGAAACAGCUGAAUAUGAACAAGACCAUCCGCUCUGCUGAUGAGUUGUGGUCCUUCCGCGCCCAACGGCUGGCCCUCAUCAACCGCUUCAAGACCAGAGCACAUAGGCGGAAUCAGAAGCGCAAGUUCCUGGACGUGGACGUAUACUCGGUGUCUUCUACCAUCAUCGUCAUGGUGCUGUGCUACUUUGUGCAGACCCGAUACUACGCCAACAGUGUUUGA
Molecule: messenger RNA, 1173 nt
Organism: Sphaeroforma arctica JP610
Lineage: Eukaryota; Ichthyosporea; Ichthyophonida
Exons: 6
Coding region: 1-1173 (390 amino acids)
Biological process (GO): SCF-dependent proteasomal ubiquitin-dependent protein catabolic process
Cellular component (GO): SCF ubiquitin ligase complex
Molecular function (GO): protein binding
Source: RefSeq, a predicted model, not a curated record